AAAAUCACUGUAUUUUUUUUUAUCUAUAAAUGAAUUUAGAAUACAUAAUCACUAAAUUUCAUUUCCGAAAUUUAGAACCAGUCAACCACGUAGACUAUAAAUACCACUACUCUCUUCUUCUUCUCGACUGAGCUCAGAUUCUCUUUCCCACCUUCCUGAAAAUUUCACAUCAAGUAUGAACAAGUACCAAAGCUGUGCCUCUUGCAGACACAACCGCUCAAAAUGUGUACGGGAUUGUCCACUGGCUCCGUACUUCCCUUCGCACAUGCACCAAAAAUUCAAGAAUGCCCGCAAGGUGUUCGGCGAAAGUCACCUGAAGAAGUUGCUCCGGAGCUUACCCCCUCGCAAAAGAAGCACUGCAAUGAAGCACAUUAUAGCGGAAGCUGACAUCCGAGUCGCCGACCCGGUUGGUGGAAGUUAUAGUCUUAUAAGGAACUUGGAGCUGAAGAUUGCGGAGGAAGAGGAGGAGCUCCGCCGCUUGCGCAAUGUACUUAGUGUGUUUCGUGGCGGAGGUAGUGGUAGUGUUGUGGCACAGCCUUUGGUUCAGAAACAGGGAUACAUUGUUCAAGAACAUGAUAACAUCCAUGAUCGGGGAUAUCAUGUUCCAGUACUCCCUCUUGUUCCUGGUGGAUUUCUUCAUGCACUCCAUCAAGAACAGCGCAACAACAUGUUUGAUUUAAGGGAUGAAGUUGUGCCGGAACAUGAUUUCAACCCAAAUCAGGGUGAGGAGUGAGAGCAGUGACAUAAGGGGAAGGCGAUCACAGUUCAUAUCACUUGCAAAUGGUGAAACAUAGAUAGACAAGCCGCGUUUAGUUUUGAUCUCUCAUGUAACCUUGCUUUCUGCACCAACAUAGUGGAGUUGUAAAGAACUAAUAUCAAGCAUUCAAGCUUGAAACUUCCUUUCUAGUUCAAACUAUGUAGUUAAAGAGUGGUUAAGACAUGCAUUCAUUCUUAUCAAGCAAUAUAGAAUACUGAAUGAUCUAUAGUUUCGCAGA
Molecule: messenger RNA, 995 nt
Organism: Rosa rugosa (rugosa rose)
Lineage: Eukaryota; Viridiplantae; Streptophyta; Magnoliopsida; Rosales; Rosaceae
Product: LOB domain-containing protein 22-like
Exons: 2
Coding region: 176-733 (185 amino acids)
Source: RefSeq, a predicted model, not a curated record